Anopheles nili is the source of this 775-nucleotide messenger RNA. RefSeq names its product syntenin-2-like. The record is from RefSeq and is a predicted model, not a curated record. Bases 1 to 696 code for a protein of 231 amino acids. Gene Ontology annotation, molecular function: protein binding. Gene Ontology annotation, cellular component: plasma membrane; cytoplasm. Lineage: Eukaryota; Metazoa; Arthropoda; Insecta; Diptera; Culicidae. The transcript has 4 exons.
AUGUCGGUCAGCUGGGAAGCGCAAGAUUUGUUUGCGUCGACGAACGAGCCGGCUUGCCGUGAUCAUGCCACUUCCGGUGGUACCAUUAUCGCUGAGCGAUGUCCGAUCAGGGUUGCACGAUUUCCGGCCGCCAAGGGUAUUCGGGAGCUGCUGAUACGGAAAGGCGAUGGAGGAAAAAUUGGAAUCACCAUCCGACGCGUACUGGAAGGAAAGAUGAUCGUGUGUGCCGUUGCGCGAAGGAGUCCAGCCUAUUUGGCGGGUGUAAGAUAUGGGGAUGAAAUAUUGUGCCAUGAAGAUGAGCCCCUGCCCGGUAUUGAGAUGGAAAGGAUGCGGAAAAUGAUCGAACACAACUCUCGCAAUUGCGUGAAGCUACAGACGAAGGACAAAUCAGGUGAACGGUACGUGACGAUUACUCGGGAUGUAGAGAAAGGAUACGGAUUUCGGUUUGUAAAUGGCGAAAUCACGGUUAUUCGGCCGAAUACGUCCGCCGAGCAGCAGGGUCUGGAACGAAAGCUACAAAUCGUAGAAGUGAAUGAGGAGGUAGUAGUCGGAAUGAGCGAUGAAGACAUAGAGGCAAUCAUUUACGCCAGUGGCGAUUCGGUUACGUUGUGUGUGGUACCCGUGAAAAUCUACCGACAGUUAUUUGCAAGCCUAUCUCCGGUUGUAGAUGAUGCACUUUUUUUGGUUGAUAUGUAGUCCAUUUAGCAUUGAGUAAUAGAACAUUCCACAUUGGACCCCGCUUAGCGUAUAACGCUAAAUGGUUCAAAAGACCAAC